AUGACAUCCGGGCUGCCCAGUCUGCCCCCUAUUCGUUCAUCUGCUCUGCGUAAACAGGCAUUUACUGAUAUUUCAGUAUACCGCCUUGGCCCGAACCCUUCCCUCGAAGAACUUGAUCGAGUCGAGAACACAGACAAUAACCGUCUCUCUUUUCUCGGACGUUCUACACUCGAAUAUGCAUUCACCAAAUGCACCUCUCAUUCGUUCCCUGACCAAGACCGUAGGUUGGACGACGGACUGGCUUUGUGCGCCCAUACGUACGAUAUCGUCAAGUUGCUCAAUGUUGCUUGGACUGGGACGCCAGUCACGGAUAAAGAAGCCACACGGUUAAUGGAAGCGUACGUCGGCGCGCUGGUCCUCGAGUCCGAGCAAGAAGGAGUACGGUUUGCUGAGGGAGUUGUAACGCAUAUCUUCCAACUCACUGACCCCCGUCCUAUUGUUUCCCCGCCUCUCAUUAACAAUACCGAUGUCCUUCCUUCUGCUCCUACUCCGCCCGCACCGACAGGACUCUUACACGACCUGGCAAAACAACACUUUCUAGAACUCGUAUGGGAGGACAGUCCCUGUGGACCUAGACAUGCCCCAGAGUGGAUCUCGGAUGUGACGUUGAAAGACACGAAAUCGGACCGGAUCUGGCCGUGUAUUGCUCGAGGGAUGGGCACGUCUAAAAAACUGGCGCGGGCUGAUGCAGCUAGCAAGGCACUGGUUCUCUGGAAUGGGUUGGGAUUCAGAUGA
Rhizoctonia solani is the source of this 735-nucleotide messenger RNA. RefSeq lists its product as uncharacterized. The transcript has 3 exons. The coding region runs from base 1 to 735 and encodes 244 amino acids. Gene Ontology annotation, biological process: RNA processing. NCBI's taxonomy places the organism in Eukaryota, Fungi, Basidiomycota, Agaricomycetes, Cantharellales, Ceratobasidiaceae. Gene Ontology annotation, molecular function: ribonuclease III activity. The record is from RefSeq and is a predicted model, not a curated record.